ACCCAUUCCACCACCUAAAUCCCUUUCUCCCACCUCAGUUACCCUCUUUCAAUUUCUUCAGAGGUAACCACGGGUGACUUUCUAUAGGCCAUCAAUCUGGGAUUGGAAUCAAAAAGAUUUUAAAAACCCAGAGAGUGACUAACCCUUACUAUAGCCCACUAGCUGCAAAAUGCUAUGCAAAAUGCAAAAGGGGUCCUCCCUUUUGAUCGUGCUAAUUGGAUUAAGCCUGAAUGCAAUAUUAAAUGCACCUGAGAAAGGAGAACAGAAAGAACUUGGGAGAAAGUGUGUAUCUGCCUGCAUAGGGGGAAAACACCAGCAACUAUUGUGGAUGCAGCUGUGGGCUGGCUUGGAAGAGCAAGCAAUAAUGGGCGAACCCAUGUCUCCAGUCCGCUUGGAGGUUUUGUCCCAGCUUCAAGCCCAUGGUAUUGUAGCAGAGUACAUUACGUACCCCCGUGUGACCUUAACCUCGUCCUCUCGCCUCUGUGUGAGGCACAGCCCUCUUGGAGACACCUCCCGGCACACUCUCACCCUCCUCGAUCCCCAUAUGUCUCCAAAGGAGGGUGACGUUCCUGCAAGUUGGACCAUACAUCAAGUGCAAGGGGCAUUGGCUAAUCCCAGUCGUCCACUGCUGGCUGUUAGAGCAGGGCAGCUGGCCCAGAUCUAUGAUGUGGAUCAGCGCUCCUUAAAAAACGAAUGGGAAUUUGCCCACCUUAUUGAAUACUGGGUAUGGCUGGAUGCAGACACCUUAGCUGUGGUAACUGAGGAAAAUGUGUUCCACUGGACUGUGAAACGUACCAGACCAAGAUGGAAGUUCAGCCGACAUGAAAGACUCUGUGGCAUGGAAAUUGUAGGCUAUCACCGGGAUGCCAAUCAUGUGUGGAUGGCUCUUUCAGCUUUAAAACUUGAGCAGGGCCAGGUUGUGGGUCUGACCCAGCUGUAUUGGAGAGGGGGUUCCCUGUCUCAGGUCAUAGAAGCCCAAGCAGUGGCUUUGCCACAGCACAGAUUUUCCAGAAACCCCAAACCUUCAACUGCCCUCUUGGCUGCUGUGCGAAGAGGCAAGGAACGAAUGGGACAGUUCCAUGCGGUAGAGCUUGGCCCACAUCAGGCAGGGAAUGCUGCCCUGCUCAGUGCCCGUGGCACCUUGCCAUUUAAGGGGCCUUGGCUGGGAGACUUCCCCAGUACUGUACAGUUCUUGGUUCACUUGGGUGUGGCCGUGAUACUUACCAAACAUGCCUUCCUGUUCCUUGCGGAUGUUGAGACAGCUCAAACCAUCCAUUGCAUCCAGCUGACCUGUGACAUCAUUUUUGCUACUGUAAUUGAUGAUGAUAGACCCCAUAGCCUUCUGGGAGUCUGCCGUAGUGGCAAGGUCCUCUCUAUUUCUGUUUGCCCCUGUGCCUUGCGACAAUAUCUCUCUCACCAUCCUGCCAGCCUUUCCCUUUCCCAACGAGUACUGAAACUGGUGGGUGAGACAUCUUCUCAACGGACAUCCAUUCCUGUGGAGUGAAUUGUGACCCAAAUAUUGAGGACCAGUUAUGACUACAGUGGUCACUAACAUUUCUUCUAGCCUUUGUGGACUUUCUUGGGUUUGUGGAAAGGGAAAGGCAGAUGAAGGGUGAGGGGUUAAGGGGUAGAUUCCCACAGUAAAGGUGGUUAGUGUGGAACAAUGGGCAAUGAAGCACCAAUCCUGCUAAGCUGGUGCUAUGUAGCAGAGAAGAGGCAUAGAUAUUACUAUGAAGACAGAGAACUGUUGAAACACUGAUUUUGACUCAUUCUUAUCUUGUAUAUUGUGAAGAUUUUAUGAGGGGGGAAAAAAGUAUAAUGCAAGGGUUAUAUUUAUGUGCCAAAGGAGGCUUAGAAAUUUCGGGAUGAUUUUUGUAUCCACUUUCUCUGGUCUAACAUUCCUGUCUAAAAGGGGGACUGGGAGCUGGCAAAGCAACUGUGUUCCUUAUUUGUGGGGAAUGCUGGGUCACUUGUGAGGUAUAAAAAACAGUUUCUAGCUAUAAACCUGCCCUUCCCAUCUUUUGUAUCAUGACCAGUUGACUCAUUGCUUUGGAUAAUAAAAAGAAAUUGAAUUGGUAAUUCA
Messenger RNA from Anolis carolinensis (green anole), 2083 nucleotides. RefSeq names its product clathrin heavy chain 2. The transcript is spliced from 9 exons. The record is from RefSeq and is a predicted model, not a curated record. Gene Ontology annotation, molecular function: structural molecule activity. Gene Ontology annotation, cellular component: clathrin coat of coated pit; clathrin coat of trans-Golgi network vesicle. Lineage: Eukaryota; Metazoa; Chordata; Lepidosauria; Squamata; Anolidae. Gene Ontology annotation, biological process: intracellular protein transport; vesicle-mediated transport. Bases 170 to 1504 code for a protein of 444 amino acids.